This is a messenger RNA of Trichomycterus rosablanca, 1802 nucleotides long. It is a transcript of the gene snw1, whose product is annotated as SNW domain containing 1. Gene Ontology annotation, cellular component: spliceosomal complex. The transcript is spliced from 14 exons. Bases 60 to 1673 code for a protein of 537 amino acids. Gene Ontology annotation, biological process: mRNA splicing, via spliceosome. Lineage: Eukaryota; Metazoa; Chordata; Actinopteri; Siluriformes; Trichomycteridae. The record is from RefSeq and is a predicted model, not a curated record.
GAAGGACAAAGCAGCAACAGAAGCAGCAUCAGAAAAAUACGAAAACGCAAGGAAAGAAAAUGUCCUUAACAAGCUUUUUGCCUGCUCCCACUCAACUUUCUCAAGAUCAGCUUGAGGCAGAAGAGAGAGCCAGAGCACAAGUGUCCAGCUCCACAGCAUUGGUUUCCACUCUAAGAGUGCCACCUCCAUAUUGCUCUCGCAAAGGUUGGGUGCCUCGCACUCUUGAGGACUUUGGUGAUGGAGGGGCAUUCCCAGAAAUCCAUGUGGCCCAGUAUCCACUUGAAAUGGGCAGGAAGAAAAAGACCUCAAACGCCCUUUCCUUACAGGUGGAUGGAGAAGGCAAAAUUAAAUAUGAUGCUAUUGCCCGUCAAGGUCAAGGGAAUGACAAGGUCAUAUUCAGUAAGUAUACAGACUUGUAUCCAAAGGAAGUGCUGAAUGAUGAUGCCCCAGAACUGCAGAGACCUGACGAGGAGGCUGUUCAAGAGCUUACAGAAAAGACCAGAGCUGCUCUGGAGAAACAGGUGUCCCAAAAGAUUGCUGCUGCCAUGCCUGUUCGUGCAGCAGAUAAACAGGCCCCAGCUCAGUACAUUCGGUAUACACCCUCUCAGCAAGGAGUGGCAUUUAACUCUGGUGCCAAGCAAAGGGUCAUCCGUAUGGUUGAGAUGCAGAAAGACCCAAUGGAGCCACCACGGUUUAAAAUUAAUAAGAAGAUUCCUCGUGGCCCUCCUUCUCCGCCUGCUCCAGUUAUGCACUCCCCAAGUAGAAAGAUGACUGUAAAAGAACAGCAAGAGUGGAAGAUUCCACCCUGCAUUUCAAACUGGAAGAAUGCAAAGGGUUACACAAUCCCACUUGACAAGCGUCUGGCUGCUGAUGGGAGAGGUCUUCAGACAGUUCACAUUAACGAGAAUUUUGCCAAGUUAGCUGAGGCUCUCUACAUUGCAGACAGAAAGGCCAGAGAAGCAGUAGAGAUGCGAGCACAAGUGGAAAAAAAGAUGGCACAAAAGGAAAAGGAAAAAAAGGAAGAAAAGCUUAGAGAACUGGCAAAGAUGGCACGAGACAAAAGAGCAGGAAUUAAAAGCCAUGGAGAGAAAUCAGUUGGAGAGGACAGUGAGGUUAGGGAGCGUGAUGAAAUCCGUCAUGACAGAAGGAAGGAGAGACAGCAUGACAGGAAUAUCUCCAGAGCUGCCCCUGACAAAAGGUCAAAACUUCAGAGGGACCAAGAUAGAGACAUCAGUGAGCUGAUUGCCCUUGGCCAGCCAAAUCCUCGCAUUUCCAAUGAGGCACAGUAUGAUCAACGACUCUUCAAUCAAAGCAGGGGUAUGGACAGUGGAUUUGCUGGUGGUGAGGAUGAGAUAUAUAAUGUCUAUGAUCAGGCUUUUGGGAGAGGCAGGGACAUGGCACAAAACAUCUACAGGCCCAGCAAGAACACGGACAAGGAUGUUUAUGGAGAUGACCUGGAUGCUCUUAUGCAAAGCAAUAGGUUUGUGCCUGAUAGAGAGUUUUCUGGUACAGACCAUGGCCCACGUAGAGAUGGACCUGUACAGUUUGAGGAAGAUCCUUUUGGUCUGGACAAGUUCUUGGAGGAGGCUAAGCAGCAUGGAGGUUCCAAAAGGCCAUCCACUAGUGGGCGCUCAAGGGAUUAUGACCAUGAGAAGAAACGUAGAAAGGAAUAAAACAGACCUUUUAAAAAAAAAUAUUUUUGUUACCAUUUUCAUUUUUAAGAUCAAGCUAAAUGGAAAGCUUUUAUCAUUUACUAAUAUUAUUGUAAGACAAUAAAAAUCUGUACCAUGGUCUUUGAUAAA